Messenger RNA from Nymphaea colorata (pocket water lily), 1598 nucleotides. Its product is annotated as glyceraldehyde-3-phosphate dehydrogenase GAPB, chloroplastic-like. Gene Ontology annotation, molecular function: NAD binding; NADP binding; glyceraldehyde-3-phosphate dehydrogenase (NAD+) (phosphorylating) activity. The transcript has 9 exons. The coding region runs from base 65 to 1474 and encodes 469 amino acids. The record is from RefSeq and is a predicted model, not a curated record. NCBI's taxonomy places the organism in Eukaryota, Viridiplantae, Streptophyta, Magnoliopsida, Nymphaeales, Nymphaeaceae. Gene Ontology annotation, cellular component: chloroplast. Gene Ontology annotation, biological process: glucose metabolic process.
ACGAGCUUACUGUUUUGGGACCAUAUUGCAUGUGGAUGCCCAAAAACUCUUAGUUGCAGCAGCCAUGGCCGCUCAAGCUGCUCUUGCCUUCUCAAGGAUCCCCACCAGCAAUGCGACCAGGCCCUGCAACAAGAGAACCCACCCCCACCUUCACUGCCUCCCAUUCAAGAGAUUGGAUGUGGCUGAUUUCGCGGGGCUAAGAUCGAGCUCUUGCAUCACAUAUGCUAGCCAUCGCAGGGAGUCCACCUUCUUCGACAUCUUGGCUGACCAACUUGCACCACAGGUCGGUGUUGGAGCAGCUGUUCCUAAAGGGCAGACGGUGGCAAAACUGAAGGUGGCCAUCAAUGGCUUCGGGCGCAUUGGCCGGAACUUUCUCCGGUGCUGGCAAGGCCGUAAGGACUCCCCGCUCGACGUCAUCGUCGUCAACGACAGUGGUGGUGUUAAGAAUGCAUCACAUCUGUUGAAGUACGACUCUAUGCUGGGAACUUUUAAGGCUGAAGUGAAGAUUGUUGACAAUGAGACGAUUAGUGUGGACGGAAAGCUGAUCAAGGUUGUCUCCAACAGAGACCCACUGAAGUUGCCCUGGGCAGAGACAUUGUCAUUGAGGCAAGCUUCACAGUCUUCAUAUUCAUCUGGCAAGGGACUCUGUGUGUGUAUGCUUGGAACUGGCGUGUUUGUGGAUGGUCCUGGAGCGGGGAAACACAUCCAAGCAGGAGCUAAAAAGGUCGUAAUCACAGCUCCAGCAAAGGGAGCCGAUAUACCAACCUACGUUGUGGGUGUUAAUGAAGGAGAUUACUACCACGAUGUCUCCAAUAUCAUAAGCAACGCCUCUUGUACCACUAACUGUCUUGCCCCGUUUGUGAAAGUUAUGGAUGAGGAAUUUGGCAUUGUCAAGGGAACCAUGACAACAACUCAUUCUUACACUGGAGAUCAGAGACUACUAGAUGCAUCACAUCGUGACCUAAGGAGAGCAAGGGCAGCAGCACUCAACAUAGUUCCAACAAGCACAGGUGCAGCCAAGGCUGUGUCACUUGUGCUGCCUCAGCUCAAAGGAAAACUCAAUGGCAUCGCCUUGAGGGUGCCAACACCAAAUGUGUCUGUAGUGGACCUUGUUGUCAAUGUAGAGAAGAAGGGAAUGACAGAUGAAGAUGUUAAUGCUGCAUUCAGAGCUGCUGCUAGUGGACCUCUUAAAGGCAUACUGGACGUGUGUGAUGUACCUCUUGUGUCUGUCGAUUUCCGUUGCUCAGAUGUUUCAUCCACCAUUGAUUCUUCAUUAACCAUGGUGAUGGGAGAUGACAUGGUCAAGGUUGUUGCUUGGUAUGAUAAUGAAUGGGGUUACAGCCAAAGAGUCGUGGACUUGGCGCAUUUGGUGGCGGCCAAGUGGCCAGGUGCAGAAGAAGGCAAGGGAGAUCCUCUGGAAGAGUUCUGCAAGACGGACCCGGCCAACGAGGAAUGCAGAGUCUAUGAAGCUUGAUCAUUUUUGUAGAUGAGUUGAUCAACAGUGUUACUCAUUGUAACGAAUUCUGUAACUAAGAAAUUCUUGCAAAUCAUGGAGGGCGGUUGCCACCAAGGGAACAAGUUGUUUUGAUGGAAUAUGA